Molecule: messenger RNA, 534 nt
Organism: Adineta ricciae
Lineage: Eukaryota; Metazoa; Rotifera; Eurotatoria; Adinetida; Adinetidae
Source: the annotation of a GenBank genome assembly
AUGUUAUCGACAAGUGGACCCUAUUCACUUCGUGUAAUGACGUACAAUAUUCGAUAUGAUACAGUCAAAGAUGGAAAAAAUCAAUGGUCUCUUCGAAAAAAUAAAUUAAUUAAUCUUAUUCGUAAUCGUGCACCUGACCUAUUUGGUGUUCAAGAAGCUUUGCCUAAUCAAAUAAUGGAUUUACAAAAUGCAUUACCUGCUUAUCGUUACUAUGGCGUUGGCAAAAUUGAUGGUAAAAUGAAAGGCGAAUUUUCUGCCAUAUUCUAUCGAAUCGAUCGAUUUGAUCUUCUCAAUAGUGGAACGUUUUGGCUUUCGAAAACGCCAAGAAUACCAGGUAGCAAAGCAUGGGAUGCAGCUGGAACGCGCACAUGUACAUGGGUUCAGUUACGUGAUCGAUAUACAUUUCAGAUAUUUUACCAUUUCAACGCACAUUUUGAUAAAAUGCUAGCGAAAACUGGCAAAAAGUCAUUCGAAUCUCUAUGGCAACCAGCUGCAUUACAGAAAAAUCGAUCCGAAGUCUUCGUGAUGUCAUAG